Messenger RNA from Didymodactylos carnosus, 726 nucleotides. Lineage: Eukaryota; Metazoa; Rotifera; Eurotatoria; Philodinida; Philodinidae. The record is from the annotation of a GenBank genome assembly.
AUGUCUGAUUGGUCAGAUAAUCAAUGCUUACCAGUUCAACUGGCUUCAAAUUCAGCAUUUCAAUCAUCUUAUGUGUGGACGAAGGAUAAAACACAGGUUCAGUUGGUUUCAAAUCCAGCAUUUCAAUCGUCUUAUUUGUGGACGAAUGAUAACACACAGGUUCAAUUGGCUUCAAAUCCAGCAUAUCAAUCAUCGUAUUUAUGGACGAAUGAUGAUACGCAGGCAAUUAAUCAAGGAUUUGAUUUGAAUUUGACACGUUCCAGUACACUAGUUUCCCCACGUAGUAUUUUCAGUGUAUCAGAUAAUACACCUUUGACACAAGAUGGUUGGUCAGAUAUUCAUAUACAACGAACAGAACCACUCAAUCGGCUGAUUAAACUUAGUGUUUUCUUUAAGCCACAAUCUCGACGACCACUUCAACGACAACCUCAACGACCACUUCAACGACAACCUCAACGACCACUUCAACGACGACCUCAACGACCACUUCAUCAACGACCACUUCAACAACGACCUCAACGACCACUUCAACAACGACCUCAACGACCACUUCAACAUCAACCGCAACGACGACCUCAACAACAACAACAACGAAUGGUCCAUUUACAACACUGGUAUUAUGGACAUUUGAUAAUAACACAAAUGAUUAUUCUGGUAUUUAUAAUGGUGUCCCUAUUAAUUCUCCAACGUAUGUGUCGCCUGGCUACACCGGAUACGGCUCAAUGA